This is a messenger RNA of Dissoconium aciculare CBS 342.82, 1860 nucleotides long. Its product is annotated as HET-domain-containing protein. The transcript is spliced from 4 exons. Lineage: Eukaryota; Fungi; Ascomycota; Dothideomycetes; Mycosphaerellales; Dissoconiaceae. The record is from RefSeq and is a predicted model, not a curated record. Bases 1 to 1860 code for a protein of 619 amino acids.
AUGGUGUCCGUUUCGCCUCGCGCCUCGUUCCUCGAUUCAGACGAUGAGCCUGAACCCGGAAGCACGGAUCCUCGUUUCGCGUUCGGAUUUGGGUCCAUGAGCCUGACAGACGACCGCUACUCAGAACACGAGCCCGACGACUACCAUCGACCACUCACAGGGUUCUCAGAUCAUGGCCAUCGCAGGAAACAACGCUCUAGGCAAAGUAGUUCCCUGCUGAAUAGUGCUUGUCCGUUCACAUAUGAGACUGAGGCGGAUGGCCAUGCGUUCCGCUUGGUCAUCCUCCAUCCAGGGACUGGCACGAGCACCAUUCAGUGUGAUCUCGUCUUGGAAUCUACGAAGAAUGUGCGAAGAGUCUACAACUGCCUGAGCUAUGCUUGGGGCUCAAUCAACCGCAACAACGCCAUCUUGCUCAACGGCCGCAGAUUUGCGGUCACGUCGAAUCUGUACAGUGCUCUGCAAGCCUUGCGUAAACCUAAGACACCCGUGACAAUAUGGAUCGACAUGAUAUGCAUCGAUCAGGACAACACAGGAGAAAGGGGACAUCAAGUCUCAAUCAUGAAAACAAUCUUCAACCAAGCGACCAAGAUCUAUGUGUGGCUGGGUGAGGAUGACGAUCGAAGUGAAAGGCUUUGCGCAUUCGCGAAAAGUAUGCGCCGAGGUUCUGAUGAAUCGGCAAAGACAAACCUCAAUCGUAUCCUCUCACAACGUGAGCUUCGGGACGCAAUCCGAAACUUGUUGCAACGUCCUUGGUUCCAGCGAGUCUGGGUGAUUCAAGAGGUCGCCCUGGCGCGCCGAAUCACCGUUGCAUGUGGGCGGGCACACAUGACUUGGCCAGAGCUGGUUCGAUUGAUCAGAGACGUCAAAUGGCCAGAGAACCCCGGGUUUGAUAAGAAGGCAUCUCUGCUCGGCAAUCCUAGGCAACGCAUCGCCAUUCUGACACAAAUGAUCGCGGGCCAGAAGGAAGCCUUGGCGCAUACUGACAUCACCCAAUUGCUUAUUUUGAGCAAGAGUAGUCAGGCCACAGAUUCCCGUGACAUGGUAUAUGCUUUUCAUGGACUUACUCUACUCACAACGGUUCCAAACUAUUCCGCACCUCUCGAUCACUCGGAUCCGGAUUACCAGAGAGCAUUGAAACGACUCUAUAUCGAUACGGCUGAGCAAUAUAUCAAUUCCAUCAGAUGGGAGCCAUCCUAUUCCAAUUGGCACAAGCUUGAUGACGGCCAAAAGACCUUUCAGCUCAUGAGCAUCAUCUAUAGUGCUGGCGUGCUUCAUCGACACCUCGAGCUGCCGUCAUGGGUCCCUGAUUGGACCUUUGCCUGGCACCUCGCGCCUGUAUUUGCCAAAACAAUUCCGAAUUUUCUGCCCGCGACCGGCCGAGAUGAAUGGAGCAAGGGCAUUCGAAGCGAAUACCGAGCUGGUGGUGAUCAAAUGGACAUCUUUGAGCUUUCGAAACAUCAAUUACAUCUGCGCAUAUCGGCGCUGCUCGUGGACACCAUCGUACUCGUCAAUGAAAUCACGCCUGCGCCAACUCCAAACGAGAGCCAAGUGUUGUCAACAUCACCAAUUAGUCGCUUCGAAAACGAAGAUGUCACAAAUCUGAGCUAUGGACGGCACUUUUUCACGACAGAGCAGGGGUACAUCGGUUUCACCACCCCCGGAACCAUCGAAAGCGACGAAGUGGCCAUCCUCGUCGGUGGUGACGUUCCGGUCGUCUUACGCCGUGUCACGGACAAAUCUGGAGGCAGCACGGACACUUUCAUGGUUCUGUGUGAAUGCUAUGUGCAAUCGCCUGCUGUAAUGCACGGGGACUACCUGAAGCAAAACAGGGCAGACGCCAUCGAGAUUACCAUUGUGUGA